Messenger RNA from Cantharellus anzutake, 1614 nucleotides. Its product is annotated as succinate semialdehyde dehydrogenase. Gene Ontology annotation, molecular function: aldehyde dehydrogenase (NAD+) activity. The record is from RefSeq and is a predicted model, not a curated record. The transcript has 13 exons. Lineage: Eukaryota; Fungi; Basidiomycota; Agaricomycetes; Cantharellales; Hydnaceae. The coding region runs from base 1 to 1395 and encodes 464 amino acids.
AUGCCGCAGACAACUAUCACACCUCACGACCAAUCUCGCUAUGUGACCAGGGAGUUGACCACAGAUUACGAUUCGGUAUUGAACAAAGCGUCAACGGCGCAGAGGUCGUGGGCUAAAGUGCCGAUCGAGAAGAGAAUCGAGAUCGCAAACCGUUUCGUUGAGGAGUUUGAGAAGCUCUCCGAACAAAUUAUUCCAGAGUUGACGUUGCAAAUGGGCAGGCCUGUCUCGCAGAACGCGGGGGAGAUACGAGGGACCCUUGAUAGGUCCAAAUUUAUGAUCUCCAUCGCCUCAUCGUCUCUUUCGGAUGUUGAAUUGAAGGAUUCAGACAAGCCAGGUUUCCGGCGUUUUAUUAGACGAGAACCUUUGGGCGUAGUCUUUGUGAUCUCACCCUGGAACUAUCCUUACCUUACAAUGAUUAAUUCCGUGCUUCCGGCCCUUAUAGCUGGAAACGCCGUAAUUUUGAAGCCGUCUCCGCAGACACCGCUAACGGCAGAAAGACUUGCCUCGGCAUUUUAUACAGCCGGCCUUCCACCCGAGACUCUUCAAGUAGUUCAUCUGACCCCUCAGGGCGUAGAGGCCGUUACCAAGCACCCCAAAGUGGAUUUCGUCAGCUUCACCGGAAGUGUCCAGAAUGGGAGAGUUGUUAGUCGAGCAGCUGCCGCAAGCGAUAAUUUUCCUGGAGUCGCGCUAGAGCUCGGAGGCAAGGAUCCUGCAUAUGUAAUGGGUAAUGCGGAUUUCGAUUAUACCGUUGCAGAAUUAGUGGAUGGCGCCUUCUUCAAUUCCGGACAAAGUUGUUGUGCCGUCGAGAGGAUAUAUGUCCAUGAGUCGCUAUUUGACAAAUUCGUCAGAGCAUAUGUCGAGCUUGUGAAGAAAUACGGGCUUGGUAACCCAACUGAGAAGGAUACGAAUCUUGGACCAGUGGUCUCUCUGGCUAGUGCCGAAAAAAUUCGCAAGCAGGUUUCGGACGCGAUUGGCGCUGGGGCUAAGGCUUUGAUACCGGAGCAGCUAUUCCCCUGUGCGAGAGAAGGGACAACGUAUGUUGCUCCACAGGUGCUUAUUGAUGUGACCCAUUCCAUGGAUGUCAUGAAAGAGGAAACUUUUGGUCCUGUCGUUGGGAUCAUGAAAGUUUCAUCCGACGAGGAAGCCAUAAAAUUAAUGAACGACUCGCCUUACGGCCUCACAGCGUCUAUAUGGACCUCUUCGCAGGAUGAUUUCCUCGAGCUGGUUGACAAGGUCGAGGCAGGGACGGUAUACCAGAACCGCUGUGACUAUCUCGACCCAGCUCUUAGUUGGACUGGAGUUAAAUGGAGUGGAAGAGGCAUCAGCUUGAGCAAAUUCGGAUAUGACCAAUUGACGAGGGUGAAGAGCGUUCACAUCAAGUAUAAAACAUCAUGAACACUAUGAGGGCAUUGUACUAUGCACGUAGAUAACCGUUCGAAUAGUCAACAAUAAGAUUAGGCCAACUCUACUACCAUGUAUGACUCGGAAGUCAUCUUCGUCGAGGAAAACAUGUUGUGAGACAAGGUUAAGCCGGCCUGGAACGACGACGGAAUCGCCGCCCUAGUUAGAGUUGUGGGGAAUGCGGGAGCUUGAGCGUCCGAAGCAAGGAAUUAG